Lachancea sp. 'fantastica' is the source of this 639-nucleotide messenger RNA. The record is from the annotation of a GenBank genome assembly. NCBI's taxonomy places the organism in Eukaryota, Fungi, Ascomycota, Saccharomycetes, Saccharomycetales, Saccharomycetaceae.
AUGUCAAUCAACGGGACCAACGAAAUCGCAGCGCUCUAUCCACCACCGCCACCCUACGUCAAACACUUCACGGCGGAAAAUGUUGCCAAGAUCGAAGAACUCAAAAAAUCCGGUGCCAGUCUCGAUCAUUUGGAGGAUGAGCUAGAUCAUCUUGUUCCUCCAAAUAUCCCUACAGAAGGUCAUUAUAGGGCUUUUGGAAGCGUUUGGCAGGUGAAAGAUGAGCUCCCGGACCUUGCCAGCAUGGGCAUGACGCAGUUGUACCAAUCUCGUGAAAACCAUGAAGGCGGGAGUUCAAGUUACCAAGAUAAGAUACAAGAGCUACACAAACUUAUGCGAUCUUUAUUGCUGAAUUUCUUAGAACUCACAGGUCUCCUGAGUGUGAAUCCUGAACAGUUUCCCGCAAAAGUCGAACACAUCCAAACCAUCCUGGUCAACAUCCACCAUCUCUUGAACGAAUACCGACCUCACCAGUCACGUGAGUCGCUCAUCAUGUUACUGGAAGAACAACUAGAGGGCAAGAAGCGUGAGAUACAGAAUAUUGAGCAGGUGUGUGCUCAGGUCAAGGAGAAACUACUGCAGAUGGUGGGCGAGACACAGGAAGAUGUGGGAAACCAGCAAGUUGUGACAGAGGAAAGUUGA